Cajanus cajan (pigeon pea) is the source of this 1432-nucleotide messenger RNA. Its product is annotated as protein CUP-SHAPED COTYLEDON 3. Lineage: Eukaryota; Viridiplantae; Streptophyta; Magnoliopsida; Fabales; Fabaceae. The record is from RefSeq and is a predicted model, not a curated record. Gene Ontology annotation, biological process: regulation of DNA-templated transcription. Gene Ontology annotation, molecular function: DNA binding.
GAAAUUUUAUAUGGCAAAGUCUCUUACCAUCCUAUCUAUAUAUAUACGCCAUACCAACCUUUUCUGCCAUAAUACCUUAAUAUUUCAAAUAUCCAGAGGGAGUAACCUCUCAAUUUAAGCUUCCAAUUAUUUUGAUUUUCCACAUUUCCAUAUCCACCUCUACCAUAUAUAUCCACAAACCUCUCUAUCCAUCUAAAAAAUUUCAAAAAAUCUCAAUUAGAUUUCCCUCUCUCUCUCUCUCUCUCUCUACUCUCUCUUUGCUCUGCCUUCAAAAUGGGUCUAAGAGACAUUGGUGCUUCACUGCCCCCUGGGUUUCGGUUCUAUCCGAGUGAUGAGGAGUUGGUCCUUCAUUAUCUUUACAAAAAGGUCACAAAUGAGGAAGUUCUCAAGGGUACCUUGAUGGAUAUUGACUUGCACACGUGCGAGCCAUGGCAACUCCCUGAGGUGGCUAAGCUCAAUGCAAACGAAUGGUACUUCUUCAGCUUCCGUGACCGUAAAUAUGCAACCGGUUUUCGGACCAAUAGGGCAACGACAUCUGGCUAUUGGAAAGCAACGGGGAAGGAUCGUACGGUGUUUGACCCCGCCACGCGUGAGGUUGUAGGAAUGAGGAAGACGUUGGUGUUCUACAGGAACAGAGCUCCCAAUGGCAUCAAAACGGGUUGGAUCAUGCACGAGUUUCGCUUGGAGACGCCACACAUGCCCCCUAAGGAGGACUGGGUUUUGUGUAGAGUGUUUCACAAAGGAAAAACAGAUAACAGUGCCAAACUCAUGUACGAGACCACGGUUCCAUCCCUAACUUUGUCAUCACCAACAAACCAAACCACACCGGUUGGGUAUAACCAACUUGUCCCAUUCUCCUCCUCAAUGGGAACCCAUCAUCAUUAUCAUCAUCAUCAAAACCAAAACCAAAACCAAAACUCUUUGAUGAGUCUCCUUCAAUUUUCGAGGGAAACAAACACCAACUCUAGCACCGUCACUCAGAUUAGUCCCAAAUGUGAUGAUGGCUAUGAGUUCUUAUGGGACAUGGAUCUCGAUGAUGGCGUGGCCUCCAACAUGGACGGAAUGAGAUUCGAGGUUGAUAAUAAUAGUGUGGUCUUGAUAUGAAAAGAAAAAAAAAAGUGAAAUGUGUACAUGUACAUAAAUUUAUGGUUCAUAUAUCGCAAGUUACGGAAAUUGUUGAUGUGUGAUGUGAUGAUGGUGUUUGGCUUUAGGGGGCAGGGCACGUGCUUGGAUUGGGAAUGGUUGUUCCAUGGUUGGGGUCUAUUGUUCAAGUGUUGUUAUAUUAAUUAGGCUUUUUAGUUUUAGUAUUAUUUUUUGGGUGGGAAUAUAUGGCUAUACAUAUACAUUUAGCAUUUGUAGAGGGAGAUAUGUAGUGAUGUACAAUUUGUAUAUUUAUAUAUAAUUACUGUCCAAUAAUUAUUCUCUAAUUCUA